GCUGAUUCUUUUUAUUUCAUUGAAAUCACAAUCUCAGAACUAAAUCAUAUUUUACUCAAGAAACACCGAUAAACAAUAAAGUUCUAAAACAUGCUUCAGAGGCCUGAAAAUACUUUAUUGCAGGAUCCUUCUUAUCCGCAUAAUAAAACGAUUCCAUUAUCAGAAAAUGGCCCAAUCCAAAGGUCGAUGGAAUUGUUCCAAGCUGAACCAGCUGUUAUUGAUCCCCAGCUCAGCGAAGCGGUUUCACUUGGGACUACAAUUCUCGCAGUUUCCUAUAACGGUGGUGUUGUCUUGGCUGCAGAUUCCCGUACCUCAAGUGGGUCGUACGUAGUUAAUCGCACUUCUAACAAGCUUACAAAAUUAACGAAGAAUAUAUACUGCUGCCGAAGUGGAUCCGCGGCUGAUACACAAGCUCUUGCCGAACGUGUAUCCAAUUAUUUACAUUCAUACGAAAUGGAUAUUGAAAAAGAGGCAAAUGUGGCUACAGCUGCCAAUAUCUUCCAUAAAUUGUGUUAUAUGAACAAGUGGCAUAUUUCAGCCGGUAUUAUCGUCGCCGGAUACGAUCCGAUUAACGGUGGCUCAGUGUACAGCAUUCCUUCGGGAGGUUCCUGUGUGAAGCUCGAUUAUGCCCUUGGUGGAAGUGGUUCCAUCUUUUUAUACUCGUUUUUUGAUGCGAAUUACAAACCAGGUAUGACCAAAGAAGAGUGCUUAAAAUUCUGUCAACAAGCUGUUGCGCAUGCAUAUAGUCGUGAUGGCUCAAGUGGUGGACUUAUCCGUACAAUUGCCUUACACGCAGGUGAACCUGAAGACAAUACGAUUCCAUGGAACGUCACCCCAUAUUGCAUGGAAAAGGAUCCUAAAUAUCAAACUCAAGCUAUCCAGAACCCUCCUUACAGCAGCAGCGCCAUAUUAUCAGGAAAUAAAGUAACAACUACUAAUGCAUAA
Molecule: messenger RNA, 945 nt
Organism: Phytomonas sp. Hart1
Lineage: Eukaryota; Euglenozoa; Kinetoplastea; Trypanosomatida; Trypanosomatidae
Source: the annotation of a GenBank genome assembly